CCUUUCUCCUUGUUUCUCGUUUGCUUUCCAAUAAACUUUCUUGAAAUAUUGUUCAGAAACUCUGUUAAUGUGAGUUAAUGUAUCUAUUUACAGUGUCAUUGUGCAACAGUCCUGUUAUUUUGAUAAAGUUAUUGGGGAAAUUGUUGUUAUUCUUGGUAUUUAGAAACUUUAGUGUCGUACAUUUGGAUCUUCAUCAAUUGCAAAAUGGGCUUCUGUUGUCUUCAAUAUGGUCCCGGAAUUAAGUGGUGGUCAGACAUAUUUAUGUAGUCCAUGUGCUUGAUUCUUGAUUUUGAUGGGUUGGAUGAGUGAAAUGCUUUUCUUUGUUACUUUGCCAUGUGGAUUGUGAACCCAUUAAGAAUUUAUCGAUGAAAAGUUCACUUGUUCAAAAAAAAAAUUAUUUUGAUUUUCUGAUUCUGAAAAUAUGAAAAGUUCGCUUAUUUUAGUCCUUGCAUGCACCAUGGGGGAGCAAAUUGUGUAACAAAAUCCCUUGUUGCCCAGUUGCAUUCUGAAGUUUUUUGGUGGUUCAGUGGUUGAUGUACCUUUGGAACAUUCAGGUUGAUUAUGUGGUUUUUAAGUUGAGCUGAUAAAUCGAGCAUCUAUUGCUCAGUGGUUGAUGUACCUUUAGAAAGAGACUGAUGUUGCUUUCAGGCAAUUUGUGGUUUUUAAAUUGAGAAACUUAUGAGAAACCAUUUGAAAAUUUAGCUGAUUGGCUUGGUUAGUUUGAAACCAUUGAGAAACUUAUCUCCAUCUUUCAUUUCAAGUCUAUAUCUAAGGUUAUAGGAGUGUGGUCUCUCUUUUUCAGAAUUGUUAGUUCCUUAUUGUCUAUACUUCACAUUGGUUGAUCGAGUACCUGAUAAAGGUUGAGGAAGGGAAGGGGGAAAGGAGGACAACCAGGUGUUUCCAUUUUGAAAUUGGUUUGAGGUUUGACUUGUUCCAUAACUGCUACUCUUUUGAUGUGUAGUUUGACAGGCAGAUAAAUUGCAUGUAAGGGAAGGAAAUAUUUUACUUGUUAAAUGAAACAGUCAAUCUAAAGCGAUGAAAAAGGUUGAAAGAUGGUAUCCCCAUACUUAUUAGCUCAGCAGAGGAUUAAAGGAGAGUGACAAUAGUCUCUGUAUCACUUAUUAAUCCACGUCGGAUUGAGAGAAUGGCAGCCACACUGAGAUGGGUGCUGCAGCUACACAAGGACGUGCCAAAAGCAGCAAAGCUCUACUCAGAGGGAUUGGGCUUCACCGUCAACGUGUGCACUCUCCGUUGGGCUGAACUUGAACUCCAACCAGGCCCUCUCAAGCUUGCACUUUUGCACUCUCCCACAUCCAGUUUGCAGAAGGGGUACUCAUCACUACUAUCCUUCACAGUAACCGACAUUAGUAGUACAGUGACAAAACUAAUGGCUUUGGGUGCGGAGUUAGAUGGUCCAAUCAAAUAUGAGAUUCAUGGAAAGGUUGCUGCUAUGAGGUGUUUGGACGGCCACAUGUUAGGCCUUUACGAACCAGCCUGACGGCAUCCAAGGACCGCUUGCCUGCAUCAAAUCAUGCUUAACCAUUUUCUUUUAUUGCCAUGUUGCAAAAUUGCUGCUCAGUGUAAAAUACCAAUUUUUCAUUGGCAUAGGAUUUAUGGAUGGUAUUCUGCUUUCUGAAAGCUACCACAGAAGUGAGAUAGUUGAAGAGCAUUUUGCACAGCUGAUUUUUGGUGCAUUUGGCAUGUUUGUGGCAAGUGUCACAAAUUUCAUUGGCAUGAGAUUGCACAGAGAAUUUGCCAGCUCUUCAACUUGACUGGAAAUUAUCAGAGGGAUUUGCUUGUGUGGUUGUUUAGAGGAUGAUGCAUCUAGUCUUUAACUUUGAUUUUAAUCUGCAAGCUGAAGACUUGUAUCACCACACUCAUGUCCACAAGUACCAGCUGGUAGGAAUCUAACAUCAUAUAUGAUGGUAAAGAUAAAGAAUCAAUAUUUAAAUUUUUAGUUAUACAUUUUCUUACUCAACGUGAACUGAUGUUUUUGUAAGAAUAGCAUUAGUGUUUGUGAUCAUGUCUUUCCCCUCCACAUUUUGGUUUUAUGUUUGUCUCAAUAAUUUUCUUAGAACUGUAAAUAAAUGUAUGAAGUGGAUUUGACUUUGUA
Messenger RNA from Coffea arabica (coffee), 2113 nucleotides. RefSeq lists its product as uncharacterized. Lineage: Eukaryota; Viridiplantae; Streptophyta; Magnoliopsida; Gentianales; Rubiaceae. The record is from RefSeq and is a predicted model, not a curated record.